Messenger RNA from Parastagonospora nodorum SN15, 1778 nucleotides. RefSeq lists its product as hypothetical. The transcript has 3 exons. Bases 84 to 1730 code for a protein of 548 amino acids. Gene Ontology annotation, cellular component: mitochondrion. The record is from RefSeq and is a predicted model, not a curated record. Gene Ontology annotation, molecular function: 2 iron, 2 sulfur cluster binding; 2-methylcitrate dehydratase activity. NCBI's taxonomy places the organism in Eukaryota, Fungi, Ascomycota, Dothideomycetes, Pleosporales, Phaeosphaeriaceae.
CCAGAAAGACGCGUAGUACGACUGUCCCCUUUCUCAUAGAGCUUGCAUUGUGGUCGUCAGGCACGGCAGAAAGCUAAUUGAGCAUGUCGUCCUUCAGUCGCAACCUGUGCAGCACCGCUUCACGAAACCUCCGCCAGCGGUCUAGCGUCUUGAGCAGAGCUGCAAGGCCAAUUGCCCUCCGAACGGCCCAGUCGACGCCUUUUGCUUUGCGCACUACCUCUGCAAAGGCGUUUUCCACCAUGUCGGCACUCCAGAGCGCGGCGCCGCCUGUCCAGAGCAAGCGCGAAUACGACCCGGAGAUCAAGGACAUUGCAAGCUAUGUCCACAACACGGCUAUUGACUCUGAGCUCGCGUAUGACACUGCACGAUGGGUGUUUGUUGACACUCUUGGCUGCGGUCUCGAGGGUCUUCAGUUCCAGCAAUGCAAGAACCUCCUCGGACCCGUUGUCGAGGGCACAGUUGUGCCCAAUGGUGCCAAGGUCCCCGGUACUCCCUAUCAGCUUGACCCCGUCAAUGCUGCCUUCAACAUUGGUGCCAUGAUCCGGUGGCUCGACUUCAACGACUGCUGGCUCGCCGCCGAGUGGGGUCACCCCUCUGACAACCUGGGUGCCAUUCUCGCGACUGCCGACUGGAUCACCCGCACAAACAAGAAUGGAGGCAACCUUGGAAACGGCAAGAUCUUCAAGGUCCGAGAUGUGCUCGAGGCCAUGAUCCGGGCACACGAAAUCCAGGGCUGCAUGGCUCUGGAGAACUCGUUCAACAAGGUCGGAUUAGACCACGUUAUUCUCGUCAAGCUUGCCUCGACUGCUGUCGUCUCCAAGAUGAUGGGCCUCAACGAGUCGCAGACGCGUGAUGCCAUUUCUCAGGCUUUUGUCGAUGGCCAGUCCAUGCGAACAUACAGGCACUCGCCCAACACCAUGUCCCGCAAGUCGUGGGCUGCCGGUGACGCUUGCCAGACGGCCGUCAACCUCGUCCUCAAGGUCCUCAAGGGCGAGCAGGGCCUGCCCACUGUCCUCUCUGCUCCUACCUGGGGUUUCUACGAUGUCAACUUUGGCGGCAAGCCAUUCCAGUUCCAGCGCGGAUACGGAAGCUACGUCAUGGAGAAUGUUCUCUUCAAGGUUUCUUACCCAGCCGAGUUCCACUCGCAGACUGCCGUCGAGGCUGCUCAGCGCCUGAACAAGAAGCUCAAGGCCAUGGGCAAGAGUGCCGAGGAUAUCCAGGGUGUUGUCAACAGGACCCACGAAGCCUGCAUCCGCAUCAUUGACAAGCAGUUCAAGCCCAUGGAGAACUUUGCCGACCGUGACCACUGCGUUCAGUACAUGGUCUCAACCAUGUUUGUGUUCAACCGCCUCGAGGCCACCGAUUACCCCGACGACAGCGAAGCCGCCACUUCUGCUCUCGUCGAGUCUCUCCGCCAGCGCAUCAGCUGUGUCGAGGACCCACAGUUCACCAAGGACUACCAUGACCCAGCGAAGCGCACCAUUUCCAACGCGCUCACCGUGACGCUCAAGGACGGCACCGUUUUGGAGGAGGAGGUUGUCGAGGCACCCCUCGGCCACCGACUGCGCCGUGAGGAGGCGAAGCCCGAGAUUCUGGCCAAGUUCAAGAGGCAUCUUGGUCCCCACUUCCCAGCAGAGCAUGUCGACAAGCUUGUUAAGCUUGCGCAGGAUGCCAAGACCUUGGACAACAUGGACAUUGACCAGUAUGUCGACUUGUAUGUGAAGAACUAGAUAUAUUCGUUGCUAGAUGAAUCAAGAGUAAGGAAUCAUUUGAAAUCA